Messenger RNA from Venustampulla echinocandica, 1071 nucleotides. RefSeq lists its product as uncharacterized. Bases 1 to 1071 code for a protein of 356 amino acids. The record is from RefSeq and is a predicted model, not a curated record. The transcript has 2 exons. Lineage: Eukaryota; Fungi; Ascomycota; Leotiomycetes; Helotiales; Pleuroascaceae.
AUGACUUCAGUGAGCAACUCAUCGACCCGAACCGCUCGAUGCAGGACUACCACUGGGCCUGCGACUCCCGACCAGAAUAUCAGAUUGACUUUGGAGAAACCCGACGCUAUGCGUACUACGAGAAAGACACAUUAUGGCCCUGUCCAACAAGCGGAGCGUUACGCGCCACGGAAGACCAUUUACAUAGCACUUUACGAUUGGAGAAGGGAUCCUUGGCUUUGGGUUAGAUCGCAAAGGUCUAGGGGAACGUCAAGGCCCUCUGCGAGGGCACCGUUUAUGGUCCGGAGAAUGGACAAUCAUCACCUUGUUGGCUUCGGGGACGAUGCCCUUGACAGCGCGGAGUACAGUGGAGAUCUUCGUUCUGUGACGGAUCCAGAUCUCGCCUGCAGCGAAUUGUCUCCUGUGUCUCAAAAGCCUGGGUGUUCUCUAACACUCUACGAGUGCAAUCGCGACAAUCCCGGAAAGGCACCGAAAGAUAUAAGGGAAUCCAGGAGACAGAUUAACAAAUAUGCUGCGAUGGCAGCCAUGCCCCCGAACGCUUGUUUCAAUAAUGGUGUCCUGCAAGGUGUACUGGAAGCGUCCGGAUUCGAGAACGGCUCGGUGAACGAUUUAACAGCAAAUGUGCUGCCCAUUAUGCGUUGGAACUUGACAGUAACAAGACUAGUUCUUCGACUAAAUGCCGACGGAGGCUCAGGAAGCUUAAAGUCAAUGGACGCAGCUCUCGGCAUCACCAAGGAACUGGCCAACAGUGCUGUGGACAACUUGGAGAACAAGGUCCGAGUCCAGAACCUAACACAUGAGAACGGAUUUACCAACCGGAUCAUUCACGAAGACCCACUUGCUGAGUUCUUACUUGAGGUCUCAAAUUCAACACCAGCAUCAGCAUCAGCAGUUGCUGAAGAAACCCAGCGGAAGCAAAAGCGGAAAGCACUAGGGGAUCCAGAGAAGUUUUCCAAAGAGAAGGGUCUAGCUACCAAACUGGAGGGUGUUUUCUACCAAUGGAAAGUUCAAACUGAGGCCACCCUAUAUCUCUGUGCCCAUGUGCUCGACUCAGAGGGGCGGAGGGUUUGA